Molecule: messenger RNA, 966 nt
Organism: Clonostachys solani
Lineage: Eukaryota; Fungi; Ascomycota; Sordariomycetes; Hypocreales; Bionectriaceae
Source: the annotation of a GenBank genome assembly
AUGGUUCUUCACAACCCCAACAACUGGCACUGGGUCAACAAGGACGUGCGGGAAUGGGCCAGGGAGUGGUUUACCAAGAAUGCGUGCACACUCGAGGCCAAGCAGGGCGAUGUCGAGGCCAAGAUCUCCAAACUGACUUCCAUGGACGGUGAUGUCGACGUGAGCCAGCGUAAGGGCAAGGUAAUCACCAUUUUUGACGUGAAGGUCGUCCUCGAGUAUACUGGGUCUGCCCCCGAUGCGGACGACGUAUCUGGUAGCAUCACCAUCCCCGAGGUCGCCCAUGACACCGAGGAGGAUGAAUACGUGUUCGAUGUCGACAUUUUCGCCGAGUCGAAGGAGAAGCAGCCCGUGAAGGACCUCGUCCGAAGUAAGCUCGUGCCCCAGCUCCGCCAGACCUUCCAGAAGCUCGCCAGCGAUCUCAUCGCCGAGCACGGCAAGGACAUCCAGCACGCCGAGGGCAGCAACCCCUCCGGCGGCUUCGCUCCCGCCAAGGUCCACCCCCAGAAGGCCGGCGACGGCGCCUCGUCCCAGGCCGCCAGCUCCCAGACCAGCGCGGGCGGCACUGUAAACACCACGACCGUGACGGACAACGAGGAGUUCCGCACGACCGCCGAGGAGGCCUACCAGACCUUCGUCGACCCCGCCCGCAUCGCCGCCUUCACCCGCUCCCCGCCCAAGCUGUUCGAGGGCGCCAGGGAGGGCGGCAAGUUCGAGCUGUUCGGAGGCAACGUCUCCGGGGAGUACCUCGAGCUGGAGAAGAACAAGAAGAUUGUCCAGAGCUGGCGCCUGAGCCAGUGGCCCGCCGGCCACUACUCCACCCUCAAGAUCGAGUUCGACCAGAACGACGUCGACCACGUCACUAUCAUGCGGGUUACCUGGGACGGCGUCCCGGUUGGCCAGGAGGAGGUGACCAAGAGGAACUGGGUCGAAUACUACGUCAAGAGCAUCAAGCAAACCUUUGGGUGA